Messenger RNA from Cyclopterus lumpus (lumpfish), 1084 nucleotides. RefSeq names its product GRAM domain-containing protein 2A. The transcript has 12 exons. The coding region runs from base 118 to 1065 and encodes 315 amino acids. Gene Ontology annotation, cellular component: extrinsic component of cytoplasmic side of plasma membrane; endoplasmic reticulum membrane; organelle membrane contact site. Gene Ontology annotation, biological process: regulation of store-operated calcium entry. Gene Ontology annotation, molecular function: phosphatidylinositol-4,5-bisphosphate binding. The record is from RefSeq and is a predicted model, not a curated record. Lineage: Eukaryota; Metazoa; Chordata; Actinopteri; Perciformes; Cyclopteridae.
CUUGACGGCUCCAGUCCGUGAGUCCGUGUGGUCGGUGCUGCCGGGCGGACCGAGUACCUGCAGGAGUACCAGCAGUACCUGCAGCAGUACCUGCAGUACACACAGGCAGAACCCACGAUGUCGGAGAACGUGGAGCAGAGCGACGACCUCGGCCUCCUGCACCCCCACGAGCUGGAGCCCCCGAGGGAGGAGGACGGACACUGCCCCCUGCCCUUCAGGCUGCAGCUGAUCGAUGAUCUUUCCUACGAAGACGUGAAAAAGUGUUACAGAGGAUCAACGGUCAGCAAGUACAACUCUCAGUACCACAAACUGUUCCAGACGGUUCCUAAAGAGGAGAUCCUGAUGAAAGUGUAUUCGUGUGCUCUGUUGCGAGACAUCCUGCUGCAGGGACGACUCUACAUCUCCAGGAACUGGCUGUGUUUCUAUGCAAACCUGUUUGGUAAAGACAUCAAGGUGUGUAUUCCCGUGGUGUCGGUUCGGCUGGUAAAGAAACACAAGACGGCCGGCUUGGUGCCAAACGGCCUGGCUAUCACCAUGGAUACGGCACAGAAGUACGUGUUCGUGUCCCUGCUGUCCAGAGACAGCGUGUACGACGUCCUGCGGAGGAUCUGCACUCACCUGCAGGUGAACGGGAAGAGUCUGAGCCUGAAGCAGUACCUGGAGGAGCCCAGCUCUCUGUCCAUGGACGAGUUCCCCGAGGUGCUGACGUGGAGGAGGAAGCCUUCGCUCCCCCUCGUCUCCUCCUCCCUCCCAGACCUGCUGGGUAGCUCCUCCCCCGGCCUCGCUGUAGACACGCCCUUCCUCACGCACACGCUCACAGACAGCAGUUUGGAGACAGAGACCAUCCUGCUGACAGAACCAGUACCUGAACUGGGUCACAUGGAGAACCAGCUGCUGAGACUCUUCAUCCUGCUCGUCUGCCUGCUCGUCCUGUCUUCCUGCUACUUGGCCUUCCGAGUGUGCCGCCUGGAGCAGCAGAUGAGCUUCCUGAGCAGCCAGCCGGCGCCCAGAGAGAGGUGUGGGGAGUUACCCUGCUGGCUGGCCAAUCAGAGGACAGGAACCUGACGCCGGGAGCCAAUUGGGG